UUGGAGCGGGGAGGGAGUUGAGGGGGCGGGCUGAAGGUGCGUGUGGCUCAGUAGCGGGAGUUUGUGUCAGUCAGUCAGACUGUGAGUGAGGAGCUGAAUUCAUUCAUUGUUACAGUGCUCUCUGGAGAUGACUUCCCAAUGCCCCCGCUGUCUGGCCCCGGUCUACUUUGCAGAGAAAGUGAGCUCCUUGGGGAAAAACUGGCAUCGUUUCUGCCUGAAAUGUGAGCUUUGCAAUAAGAUCCUGUCUGCGGGCAGCCAUGCAGAGCACAACGGACAGCCCUACUGCCAUAAGCCUUGCUAUGGAGCCCUGUUUGGCCCUAAAGGGGUGAAUAUCGGUGGUGUUGGAUCCUACAUCUAUGAUACAACCCCUCAAAUCCCACAGAAUCCAGUAUCUCCUGUUAUUUGCGUCCCAAGCCACUCCAGUAACAUGAACACAAAGCCUGCUACUAAAGCUGUAGCGCCAAUGAAAACCUUUGCUGGUGAGACAGCUCUGUGUCCUGGCUGUGGGAAACCAGUGUACUUUGCUGAGAAAGUGAUGUCUCUAGGAAGAAACUGGCACCGCCCAUGUCUGAGAUGCCAGCGCUGCAACAAAACAUUAACCUCAGGGGGGCACGCAGAGCAUGAUGGGCUGCCAUACUGCCAUGUUCCAUGCUAUGGCUACCUCUUUGGACCAAAAGGAGUGAACAUUGGAGAUGUUGGAUGUUACAUCUAUGAUCCAUUUAUGGAGACACCAGAGACAGUGAAUUAGAUGUCAAUCCCACAACCAUAUUAACUUCCACUGGGACACAACUCAUUGUAUUUCACUGGGUUCCUGGGAGUGAAGGUAAUGGCAGUGCUCUUCUUACCCCUACGGAAACUUCACUUUUAUCCCACCGUGGGCUGGAUGGUCUGGCUCAGAAUGAUAAAAGACUCUAUAAUCUGCAUUAGUUUAUGGGGGGGGGGGAGUCUGAGUGGCCAAGGACCAUAAAAUAAAUGUGUGGGAAGGUGUCUCACGGUGGUACAACUCUCUGGCCUUCUGAACCAGUGUUAAAACCUUAUGUGCCCCAUUGUGUAAACUCUAUAGCUGUGAUAUCCUGUCUUUUUCACUCUGUCUGACUUGGACACCCAUGAGGGCAGCCAAAUGGUUUGGUUGAAUCAUUUGUCCCCAGGCCAUCAAUCAUAAAGGAAGAGGACUCUGGGGAGGACUAUAUCAAUCGAUUGAUGCCGUCCAUACCUAUUGAGAUAUUCUAACCCGCCCAAUAUGUAUCUGGCAGAUUUUCAGGGCUGUAUAUUGAUUGGUCCCAUACACUUCCCAACAAGCUGCCAACUUGGUCUGGAGUCUCAACAUAUGUAUGGACAGCUUAAAUGUUUUGAUGCUAUAAUUCAGGGGUGCCCAGACUUUGUUACACUGGGAUCUACUCUCGACACCUGGCCUCCAUCAGGAGAUCUACCUUGAUAAUGCGCGGCAAUUUUUUAAUCCACUCCUAUUUUUUGUGGCCACACCCCCUAAUUACCAUGUUCAUUUUACAAAAUUUGGCAGGUUAUGAAAGUUUGAUAAUGCGCGGCAAUUUUUUAAUCCACUCCUAUUUUUUGUGGCCACACCCCCUAAUUACCAUGUUCAUUUUACAAAAUUUGGCAAGUUAUGAAAGUUUGAACACACUCCCUUCCCCUCUGUGCUUGCUGCUCUCAGCACUCCCUCGCCUCCAUAUCCGUGCCUGUAGCCUGCCCUCCCUUCCCCUCCGUGUCCAUGCCUGUAGCAACCCUCCCCUCCUUCCCCUCUGUCUCAAUGCAUGUAGCAGCUAGGGUUGCCACCUUUUCUGAGAAAAAAUACUGGCCUUCCUAUACAUUUAUCUUUUUUCCCUAUUAAUUACAUUGGGAUCAACCAUCAUUUUUACCCGGCAGGUGGCAACCCUAGUAGCAGCCCUUCCUUCUCCUCUGUGUCUCCGUGCCUGUAGCAGUCCUCCCUUCCUUCCCCAAUGUCUCUAUGCAUGUAGCAGUCCUCCCUUCCCCUCUGUCUCCAUGCAUGUAGCAGUCCUCCCUUCCUUCCCCUCUGUGUCUCCGUUCCUGUAGCAGUCCUCCCUUCCUUCCCCUCUGUCUCCGUGCAUAUAGCAGCCCUUCCUUCCCCUCUGUGUCUCCAUUCCUGUAGCAGUCCUCCCUUCCUUCCCCUCUGUGUCUCUGUGCAUGUAACAGUCCUCCCUUCCUUCGGUGUCUCAGUGCCUGUAGCAGUCCUCCCUUCCUUCCCCUCUGUGUCUCAGUGCCUGUAGCAAUCCUCCCUUCCUUCCCCUCUGUGUCUCAGUGCCUGUAGCAGUCCUCCCUUCCUUCCCCUCUGUGUCUCAGUGCCUGUAGCAAUCCUCCCUUCCUUCCCCUCUGUGUCUCUGUGCAUGUAACAGUCCUCCCUUCCUUCGGUGUCUCCGUGCCUGUAGCAGUUCUCCCUUCCUUCCCCUCUGUGUCUCCGUGCAUGUAGCAGCCCUUUCUUCCCCUCUUUGUCUCCGUGCCUGUAGCAAUCCUCCCUUCCUUCCCCUCUGUCUCUCUACUCUGUGCAUGUAGCAGUCCUCCCUUCCUUCGGUGUCUCCAUGCCUGUAGCAGUCCUCCCUUCCUCCCCCUCUGUGUCUCUGUGCAUGUAGCAGUCCUCCCUUCCUCCCCCUCUGUGUCUCUGUGCAUGUAGCAGUCCUCCCUUCCUUCCCCUGUGUCUCCAUGCUUGCUGAAGCCCGCACUCCUUCCCUAUCUUCCCUGUGCCUCCCUUCAUUCCCCUCAGCUCAGCCUGCCCUUCCACCCUUCUCUUCUGAGACCACCCUUCUCCUCGUAGCUGGCGCUUCUUCACUGCUCUGAGCCCGCCCUCCUCGUCUGCUUUGAGUCCAGCCAGCCGUCUCUUGUUCCGACGCGGGGCCCUAGGUCGCGGUCUACCAGGAACAUGACAGGGAUCUACUGGGAACCCCUGCUAUAAUUUAUGUCCAAUUUGAAUAACAUUAACAACUGUAUUCUGAACAGUUUACUUAUCUGUGUAAAUGAUAUACAUGCUAUACUGCUAGAAAGAAUCUUAUUUAUUUAAAAUGGAUUAGAACUUUAGAAGCAAAGAGAGUUUCUUGUGCCGGGUCACAGUACUUCUUGUUAAAUCCAUAUGAAGCCCCUACAAUUAUUUGAUGUUAUUUGCCCAUUAAAGAGGUACUCCCCCUUUAAUUGUUUGAGAUACUGUAAACAAAAUAAAAAGUAUUUAAUUUUGGUUGAAAA
Xenopus laevis (African clawed frog) is the source of this 3207-nucleotide messenger RNA. RefSeq names its product cysteine-rich protein 3 L homeolog (gene crip3.L). Lineage: Eukaryota; Metazoa; Chordata; Amphibia; Anura; Pipidae. The record is from RefSeq and is a predicted model, not a curated record. The transcript is spliced from 9 exons. The coding region runs from base 128 to 748 and encodes 206 amino acids.